Molecule: messenger RNA, 1378 nt
Organism: Myxozyma melibiosi
Lineage: Eukaryota; Fungi; Ascomycota; Lipomycetes; Lipomycetales; Lipomycetaceae
Product: Cdc37 N terminal kinase binding-domain-containing protein
Exons: 2
Coding region: 78-1352 (424 amino acids)
Biological process (GO): protein folding; protein stabilization
Cellular component (GO): cytoplasm
Molecular function (GO): heat shock protein binding; protein kinase binding; protein-folding chaperone binding
Source: RefSeq, a predicted model, not a curated record
CGCCUGGUUCUCUCCACCUCAACUCGGUCAAUCAGCAGCAACAACGACAGAAUACAUUUACAAACUACUAAAACGCAAUGGUGGUUGAUUACUCAAAAUGGGACAAGCUUGAGCUUUCCGACGACUCCGAUAUCGAAGUGCACCCCAACGUCGACAAGAAGUCGUUCAUCCGCUGGAAGCAGCAGGAUAUCCACGAGAAGCGCACGCAGCGCCGGCACGAGAUCGAGUCGCUGAAAGCCGAGAACGCGAUGAACAGCAGCCUGCUCGACCGUCUCAACAGGCUGAUUGCCUCGCUCAAGAGUGUUGCGGACAGUGAUCGCGCGGCGGUGGACGCGAGUCUGAAAGAGGCGGUUAAGGAGACGGGUGGUGCGGAGAAAGCGCCUGAAUCUGGGCCGUCGUAUGGCGCGAUGAUGGAGUCGUUGGUUGGGCAGGUGUUGCAGGAGGUCAAGACUGCGGUGGAGAAGGAGGGAAAGCCGUUUGUCGAGACGCUGCGGACGACGUUUGAGAAGCAUCAGAAGAAGUUGAGCGAGCUGCAGGAUGCGUGCGUGAAGAAGUUGACGAGUCUGCAGAACGAAGAGGCGAAGCAUAUCACAUCUGAGGAUCUCAAGAUCGGCUUCGACAGCACAAAAGUGUCAAAGAAGAAAGAGUCUAUACCAGCGACGACGACGAAGACGACCGAGAAGAAGAUCGAGGUACUAAAUCCCACGUCGUCCUCGGCAAAGGGAAAGGAGAAACUGGUGGCACCGGAUCCGGGCGACGAAGCGGACGACGAAAGCGAGCCUGUGAGCAAAUCCUCAAAGAACGACGCGGACGACGAGGACGAAGAUUACAAAAUCUCGCCGCUGGCAGAGAAAUUUGCCGCAAUCAAACUGGGCGACUACCAGAAAUGCCUAUCUUUUAUCGGCGAGCACCCGAGCAUCGUGUCUGAGGACGAGGCCGACGGGAUCCUGUACGAGGCGUUUGGGAAGGAGAUGAAGAACGAGCACGCGGCCGCGAAGCGGUACGUGCAUAACGCGCUGCUGCUACAGUACUGUGCUCGGCUGGGACGGGACGGAGUUACGGUGUUUUUCCGGAAGAUUAUGACGCCGAACCAUCCAUCUCUAGGCGCGUUUCUGCAGGAUGUGGAGCAGACGUACAGUCAUAUCAAGCAGCGGUCGGUGUACCUGCUCGAGGAGCAGAAGCUGCAGGCUGCGAAUGAGGAUAUGGUAGAGGAGGAGGAGAUCAUCGAUCUCGAGACAGUCACGGACGAGAAGUUGGCCGAGUUGGGGCUUACGAGAGAGGACAUUGAGCGAUUUAAGAAGGAACAGGAAGAGAAAGACGCGGCGGAGGAUGCAGCGCAGAUAUCAGGCUGAACGACGCGUAUUCCAAAGAUCAAGCU